AUGUAUUACGCAAUUGUUGGGCAAGUCACUGAAGACGAGCUUGCUCUGCUAAUAGAAGUGAAAGGACAGCAUCUCUUGUACGAGGAGAGCACAGAGUUUUGCAAAGUCAAACUUUCCUGUCUGUUUGGGUGGCUUGUACAUAAUCUCAAGCAACUAAAACCCACUCACCAGAAAAGUUCUGCAGCUGAGACUGAAGUUUCUUCUACAAAGCUGAAUCUGCCAAAGGAUACUCUAGCACAAUUUUUACGUAAAUGUCUUCUGGUAUCAUCUUCUGACAACCACCAGCUGAUCUCUUCAGCCCUAAAUCUUGCGAAUAUGAUGGGAAACAGCCCACUGGCUGAGAAGCUCAAUAAGCUGUGCAAGUUAGGUCUAUCAAAUCGAGACACUCAUGAAGAGAACUCUUCCCUCACUAGUUUCGAAAGCUUCCUUUCGCAGCAAGAGGAUUCCAUCCGUCAAGCAGCUGCAAAGCUAGAGAAUAUUAAACUUCACCGAAUGAAGGCCAACUAUGUAAAAACCACAGAUGGAGACAUGGAGAAUCGGAGAAUGUGGGCUGUGGCAAAAUCAUGGAAUCCAUGUCCAAUUGGUAUGUUGCCUCACAGUCUUCGUUCUUCUGGCCAUCUUCCUGUUCUAGACUGCAAUGAUGACUGUAAAAUAGAGAAAUCUUCUGAAAGCAUAGGCCACUGCGAAAUAAACCACUGUAGUGGGAAGAGAGGGGCUGAUUGUGCUAUUGAACUUUUGGAUGAAUCAAGUGUUAAAAAACUGAAGGAAAGUGAAGAGGGUUGUGAAUCGAAUGGUAAGGAAGAUAUGUCACCGGAAGGUGUCAAAGGGCAGUUGCUGGUUGGUGGUGUGUGGAAAAAAGUUACCGAGGAAGAGCUGCUUGCCAUCACUUCAGCCGUGAGGAUUUUAGUUUAGUUGUGAUUACUGUACCAAUUUCUGUCACACUGUGGCCGUCCUUUGUUAAGCUUGGAGAACGAGGCAGUUGCAGAAUUGACUGAAUUGGCAAGGUUAGAUGAUAGUGUAUAAGCUAUUUAUCUUUUCGUUGUUGUCUCAUUAUUUGAUUUCUAUUAGUCUUUUCAUGUAUAAAGCCGGCUAAUCCAGUAUUUAAGUCCUGGAAAUG
This is a messenger RNA of Ilex paraguariensis (yerba mate), 1117 nucleotides long. NCBI's taxonomy places the organism in Eukaryota, Viridiplantae, Streptophyta, Magnoliopsida, Aquifoliales, Aquifoliaceae. The record is from the annotation of a GenBank genome assembly.